Penicillium maclennaniae is the source of this 1641-nucleotide messenger RNA. RefSeq names its product phosphoglucomutase PGM2 (gene pgmA). Gene Ontology annotation, biological process: carbohydrate metabolic process. Gene Ontology annotation, molecular function: magnesium ion binding; phosphoglucomutase activity. The transcript is spliced from 3 exons. Gene Ontology annotation, cellular component: cytosol. The coding region runs from base 1 to 1641 and encodes 546 amino acids. The record is from RefSeq and is a predicted model, not a curated record. Lineage: Eukaryota; Fungi; Ascomycota; Eurotiomycetes; Eurotiales; Aspergillaceae.
AUGUCAGUCCAGACUGUCUCCAUUCAGCCCUUCACGGACCAGAAGCCCGGCACUUCUGGUCUUCGCAAGAAGGUCAAGGUGUUCGAGCAGCCUCACUACUCCGAGUCGUUCAUUACCAGCAUCCUUCUCUCCAUCCCCGAAGGUGCCCAGGGAGCCUUCCUUGUCAUUGGCGGUGAUGGUCGUUACUACAACCCCGAGGUGAUCUCUAAGAUUGCGAAGAUCAGUGCCGCCUACGGUGUCAAGAAGCUGCUGGUCGGCCAGAAUGGCAUUCUCAGUACCCCUGCUGCCAGCAACUUGAUCCGUGUUCGCAAGGCCACGGGUGGUAUCUUGCUGACUGCCAGUCACAACCCUGGUGUACAACUUGUCCAACGGUGCCCCCGCCCCGAGACCGUGACCAACAAGAUCUUUGAAGCCUCCAAGUCCCUCACCUCUUACAACUACGUUGAGAUGCCCGAUGUCGACACCUCCGUCAUUGGUACCAAGAGCUACGGCCCCAUUGAGGUCGAGGUUGUCCACUCCACCGCCGAUUACGUGACCAUGAUGAAGGAGAUCUUCGAUUUCGACCUGAUCAAGGACUUCCUUAACACCCACAAGGACUUCAAGGUGCUCUUCGACGGUAUGCACGGUGUCACCGGCCCCUACGGCGUCGACAUCUUCCAGAAGGAGCUCGGCUUGCCCGCCAGCAGCACCAUGAACUGCAAGCCCUUGCCGGACUUUGGUGGCGGCCACCCCGACCCCAACCUCGUCUAUGCUCACGAUCUCGUUGAGGCCGUCGACAAGAACGGUGUGCACUUCGGUGCUGCCAGUGACGGUGACGGUGACCGCAACAUGAUCUACGGCGCCAACUCUUUCGUCUCCCCCGGUGACAGCUUGGCCAUCAUUGCCCACCACGCCAAACUCAUUCCCUGGUUCAAGAAGCAGGGCGUGUACGGUCUCGCCCGCUCCAUGCCUACUUCCGGCGCGGUUGACCGUGUCGCCAAGGCCCAAGGUCUUGAGAGCUACGAGGUGCCCACCGGCUGGAAGUUCUUCUGCAACCUGUUUGACAACAAGAAGAUCUCCAUCUGUGGUGAGGAAUCCUUCGGCACUGGUAGCAACCAUAUCCGUGAGAAGGACGGUGUCUGGGCCGUUGUCGCCUGGCUGAACAUCAUUGCUGGUGUGGCCAAGCAGACCCCCAAUGAGACCCCCAGCAUUGCCUCCAUCCAGAAUGACUUCUGGAAGACCUACGGCCGUACCUUCUUCACUCGCUACGACUAUGAAAACGUCGACAGCGAAGGUGCCAACAAAGUCAUUGGCGUCUUGUCCGACCUCGUCGCCAACCGCGACACCUUCAUCGGCUCCACCAUCUCUGGCCGCAAAGUCACUGACGCCGGUAACUUCUCCUACACUGACCUCGACGGUAGCGUGUCCAAGAACCAGGGCUUGUAUGCCAAGUUUGAUGACGGCUCCCGCAUCGUCGUCCGUCUGUCCGGCACCGGCAGCAGUGGCGCCACCAUUCGUCUGUACAUUGAGCGCUACGAGAGCGAUAGCUCCAAGUUCGGCCUCAGUGCCCAGGAAUACCUUGCUGACAACGUCUCCCUCGCCCUGCAGCUCCUCAAGUUCAAGGAAUUCGUCGGCCGUGAGGAGCCCGAUGUCAAGACCUAA